AUGAUCUUAUUUGUUUACCAUUUGCAACGACAACUACAACGACAACAAUUACUAUUGAUAGCAUUUUUAUUACAAUUAUUACUUAUGCAACGUAACUUUGACGUAGCGGCACAAUUAAUUACAGUUGCUGAAUUUUCGAUGCGUGUCCCAGGUCGUUGUACGGUUGUUUCUGGUACCAAAAGUAACUCAAAAAUUUUACAACGACAACAAUUUGAUUGUGGUGGUAGCAAAUUACUACCACAACAACAACGUCGUUGCAUUCCACUUCAACAUUUUCAUGAUGGCAUUGUUGAUUGUCCUGAUGGAAGUGAUGAGUUUUGUUUUCCUGGUUACGUCAAAUGUGGAACAUAUUGCGUAUCAUUAAAAUAUGCAGCACAGUGCUUUAUUAAUCCCAGAUGUGAUAAUACGCCAACAUCACCGCAAUUUUGUGAUGUUAUCAAGAAAAAAUUAUGUUCAAUUGAGGGAACAGUGCCUUGCAAAGGUUAUGGUGAAUGUGUGAUGAAAAAAUGGAUCGAAAAUGGUCAAACUAAUUGUAUUGAUAAAUCUGAUCAAGAUCUUGAUUACAUUGCUGUAUUUGGUAUUAAACGUGGUACUAAUCGAUAUCAAAAUUUACAAUUUAUAAGUAAUACAUCGGAUAAUUUGAAUGAUAUGAUGAUUAGCACUCAACAAUUUAUACCAUCUUGGCUUCAAUUUGUUUCCCCAUCACCAUCAUAUCAUGGUUUUAUUGAUCAUACUGAUCAUGGAUCUAUAUCGAUGAUCACAAAUGAUUGGAAGAAUGAUAAUGCAAUCACUCAAUCAACAACUACACAAUUUAUCUUUCAAAUACCAAAUAAUAACAAUGAUAAUAAUGAUAAUAGUAAUAAAAGUUCGAUUGAUCAACAUUUUAAAUUAUCAAAUUUUGAUCCUACAAUAGUUGGAUUUAUCAAUAAAUCAGAAAGUAACAGUAAUAAUUUUAAUUUUACACAAAUAAAUCAUUUGAUGCAAAAAAAUUUGCAAAAUUUUACCACUGGAAUUGAUAAAAAUCAAACAAGUACUAUUCGAAUCAGUAACGAUAAUGGAGAUAAUAAAUUAGGAUAUAAUGGUAUCUUAAAACAGGAUAAUAUCAUUGUAUCAAAUAAUAUUUCAUCAUCAUCAUUAUCACCAUCAUUAUCAUCAUCAUCAUUAUCAUCAUCAUCAUCGCCAUCAUUAUCAUCAUCGUUAUUGCCAUCGUUAUCACCGCCAUUAGCACCAUCGUUAUCAUCAUCAUUAUCAUCAUCGUUAUCACCAUCAUCAUUGUCAUCAAACAAGAUAACGAAUCAAAAUAAUAUGUUCAAUUCUUCUAUAAAAACGAUAUCAAAUAGUGUUGAAAAUAGAGCAAUAAUAUUAAAGGAAUUAGAACAAAUGCAAUCAUCAAAUUUAUCAAAACAACAACGAGAGGAACAGAUUAUCAGUACCUCACAAAAUGAUGAUUUGGCUAAUCUUAUCACCAGUACCAUAACUUAUCACUUAUCACCGGAUCAAAUUGCUUGUGCUCGUUACGAAUAUGCUGAAGCACACCGUUUGGUACCAGAACCAUUAUGCACCUGUCCACCAGGAGAAAUGCCCGGUGGUAAUCAUUCAACAUGUAAAGCAACUAUUAUAUCAACAUUUGGUAUAGAUGUAAGUAAUAUGUGCGGUGGUAUGGAAACUAUUCCGGAAGAGCGAUCACGGCUUGCUAUUUUAGUGUUGAAUCGUACCGGAUUACCAUAUCAGGCCUGCGUCCGGCGUGAUGGUCAUCCGGUUAUGGUGCAACUUGAUUGCUCACAAUGUACUGUUAAAGAAUUUGAUGAUGCUUUUAAACAAAAUUCCAAUGAUCAAUAUGUACCUUUACGUAUAAUGGAACUUUCUGUUGGCGCUUGUUUGACAUCAGCGCUUAAUGAUUGUGAUCCAGAACAUGCUGAUUGUUUAAUGAAUGGUCCUCGAUAUGAAUGUCGCUGUCAUGAUGGUUGGAAUGAUACAUCAAAAAAUUUUGGUAAAGCAGAAGGAAGACGAUGUGAACAAUUAAUUUUACUUGCUGAUGGAUGUAUUUUAUUUUAUGGUUAUUGUUUAUUAUGGUGGCUUCUUUUAUUUGGUAUUAGUUUCAUUUUAUUAUUAUUAUUAUUGUAUUGGUUAGGUUCUAAAUUAUAUAAAUUAUGCAAAAAACGACGAAGACGAAAUGUUAUAGAGGAACAGGGUCAUUUGGUUGCAUCGGAAGUUAGUUCAAUCAAAAAUAGCAAUGCUAAUGAUAAUAAAUUAGCAAUAAUCGAAUCAAUCAAUAUGAAUAAUAAUCCAAAUUCUAUUGAUACAAUUAGUGUAGCAGCAGAUUGUGACGAAAAAUUAGCAACAACAACAACAACAACAACAACAACAACAGCAACAACAAUAAUUGAUAAUAAAUGUAUUACUAAUUCUAUGCAAAAUGAUAAACAAAAUGCAACAAAAAAUGCAGAAAAAAUUUUAAUCAAACAAGAAAGUGUAAAAUCAUUGAAUUUAAUGGAAAAAAAUGAUGAAAAACAACAAACAAAAAUGCAAUCAGAAAAAUUGGAGCAAACUUCUGAUCAAUUAAAAUCUGAAAGAGUGAAAAUUGAACAAAAUGAGCAAAAAUUAUCAAUGAAUCAACAUGCUAAGAUUAAUUCAUCAAUUUUAUCAAAAAAUAAAUUAAUGAGGAAAACGUUAUCAGAUGAUCAAAAUGAAUCAAUCAAUGAAUCAUUGGAAACAUCAAAGAAUGCAACAAUAAAUCAAUCACAAAAAUUUACCGAAUUAACACAAAAUUAUGAUGAUGAAAAAAUGUUGAAAAAUGUUGAAACUAUGGAAGCUACAAAUUCAAAAGUGAUGAAUAUCAGUCAGUCAGUAUCGGAAACAUCACUACGUACAAUGUGGGAAUUAUUUAAGCAGGGCACAUGGAAACAAUCAUCCAGACCUAGUUCUAUCAAAUCUUCAACAUCAUCAUUGGAUCAUCUUAUCGAUGUAUUCUUAUGCCGAAAACGAAACAAGAAAAUUCAUCCGGAUACUAUCACAAUAUCAAAUGAUCCGGAAUAUCCGUUAAAUACUAUUAAAAUAUCAAAUUCUACAAAUGCUGAUACUAUUCCAUCAAUUUCACCACUUUCUCAUCUAUCAAAUUCGGCAUUUACGACAGCUAUCACAUGUUGUAGUAUUAAUACUGCAACAACAACAACAAUAACAACUGCAACAACAACAACAACAAAUGAUUCAAUUAGCUGCUAUUACUCGACUAAUAAUAUGGAGGAGCAAUUAUUUACUGCAACUGGAAAAAAUACAUCGUCAGUACAAUCAAUGAAUCCUACUCCUACUACUACUACUAUCAUAUCAGAUCGAUUAGAAUUUACUAAAGUUGAUCAGCAAUCAAUAUUAAAUGAUGCUAAAAAAGAUUCAAUUGAUAAUGCUACUACAACUAUCAAUGAAAUGACGCAACAAUGUAUGAUUGAUAGAAAUCAGAAAUUAUCAGUGAUUGAACAAAAUGAAAAUAAAAUAAAAGAUGAAAUGGAUACUAAAUUAUCAACAACUACUAUUGUUACCAGUUCAGAUAAACAAUUGAAACAAUGUACCAGCAGUACAGAGCAAUCCAUUUCUAGUAAAACACAAUCUGAGAAUGAUAGCUGUGAUAUGAUAACAAUGAUAAAAAAUGAUAAUGAUGAUGAUGGCGAUGGCGAUGAUAAUUUAAAUGAAAAGAUGCUAUCAACAAAUGAUGAAUUAAGAAAUACAUUAAAAGAGGUAACAUCAACAAAACCACCAAUUAAACGACUCACUGAGAAGCAAAAAGAGAAAUUAAGUGCAUCAUGUGGACAUUUGCAUAUUCAAAGUGAUGAUGAAAUGAAUAGAAAAGGUGAUGGUGGUUCUAUUCGACAAUUUUUAGCAACUGCAAGAAAUGAAUCACGGCGAAAACUUUCAAGUAUAUCAGAAAAAAGCACUGAAAUGAUGAAUGGCGGAAAUCAAUUGAUAUCAGCGCCAAGUAGUAUCAGUUGUCCAACAACUACACGCAGAAGCAAAGAUUAUAGACAACUACCACGUACAUUACAAAGACAUCGUGAUAAUGCUUACGGGGUAUGGAAUUAUUUUUUCGCAGAUUUAAUGGCAUCAUUAACCGAAGAGCCAACAACUAAUAUCAAUGAUUGUGCAAAAACAAUACCAAAUAAUAAUGGUACAACAAUACGAAAUGCUAGCAAUUGGAGUAAAUUAGAGCAGAAUCAAAUUAAUGCUAAACUGAAACAUAAAACUGGUAGUAAUAUAAGUCAACAUUCAAUUGCUAUUACUGAUAAACAACGUCCACCGUGGAAUUUUUCACCAUUAAAAGAUGGUAAUUUGGAUCGUAUUGCGCCACUUCAACCUAUUUUUUCACAUAGCAAUCAGCCGCGCAAAUGGCUUUCAGCAUUACAUCUUAACGACGAUAAAUAUGCUACAGCUUUACAGUCCAGUAGAAGAAAUAUUAGUGAACGUCGACAAAGUGAUUGCAAUUUACGUGAUAUUUCACAUUUACGUAUGACACGUGGAUCACAUUCAGCACGAUUGCAUACACGUUUAACAUCUGCUAAAAUGUCACGAAAUAUCAGUGGCGUAAAAUGGACACCAAAUGAUAUCAAUAAUCAACCAAUAAAAGAACAAUUAUGGUGGGGUAAAUAA
This is a messenger RNA of Brugia pahangi, 4635 nucleotides long. The record is from the annotation of a GenBank genome assembly. Lineage: Eukaryota; Metazoa; Nematoda; Chromadorea; Rhabditida; Onchocercidae.